GGCCUACCGUCGCUCAAACACCCCUCAUCUCCCGUGCGGCUUGUGUAUAUAUACAUGCAUACAAUCAACGCCGCCUCUUUUUCUCAAUUGCAACGCCUCGCUAUCCCGUCGUCACCUAAAAGCGCGACAUCUGUUGUUGGCGCAAUCGAUAAGACGCACCCCCACAAUUAACUAGCUGCCUUUCCCGAUCCAUUCACCCCUACAGCGACCCAACACCCGUCCUCGAUCCAACUCCACCUCGUACGCACAAAUACUGUCCUCACACUUUCAGCCAGUACUCUUGUCUUUAAACUAAACGUCUCUGCAUUCUGAUACAUCAUCAUGGGCUUGUUUGGCAAGAAAAAGGACAAGGGUGCUGAGGCUGAAGACAGCAACCGCUCCGCCCUUUUCGGCAGCCGCAAGGGAAAAGAGAGCCCUGCAGCUCAAAACCCCUAUGCCGCCCCUCCAGCAAACGACCCCUAUGCCCAGCCGCCCCCCUCAUACUCUGGCGGCCAGGAUAGCUCUUUCCGACAAGAGAAGACGCCAGCAGUAACCGGACCAGGCCAGGCCUAUGGACAACGACCUGGUGGCUAUGGUGCUCAAGGAGGUAGCUACGGCGCUCAGUCAGGAUACGGAAACGACCAAUACGGAGGCGGUCCACCCCAGCGCCCUGGUGGUUACGGCGGACUCGGAAGAACUGCCUCAAACGACACCAUGGCCACAGACGCCGGUCGUAACGAGCUUUUCGGCAAUGCCCCCCAACGACAACAAGGACGCCCACAGCAAGAAUCAGGCGGUUAUGGACAGAGCGGUGCCUAUGGAGACAGCCAGAGCGGCGGAUACGGUGGUGGUGGUGCUGCUGCUGGGGGCUAUGGCUCUACCCCUGGCGGCUACGGCACCUACGAGGACCGCCAAUUGACGGCUGAAGAACAGGAAGAGGAAGAUAUUAAUGCCACGAAACAAGAGAUCAAGUUUAUCAAGCAGCAGGAUGUUUCUAGCACAAGAAACGCUCUGCGUCUGGCUGAACAGGCUUUGGAGACUGGUCGAGGAACUCUGUCCACCAUGGCAGCACAAGGAGAGCGCAUCCAUAACACCGAACGCAAUCUCGAUCUUGCCUCUAUCCAAAGUGACAGGGCCUCAGGACAGACUAAGGAGCUGGCCCGAAUCAACGCAAGCAUGUUCUCCGUCGUACCCAACCCCUUCACUGGUAACUCGAAACGCGAGAAGGAAAUGCAACGAGCCAUGGACCAGCACACCCGCGACCGCGAGACGCGCGAGGCAACAAACAAGGCUGCCUGGGAAUCAGCUGCACGUGCAAACCAAGUACAGCGCGGAAUCCAAGGUGGUGGUGCUGGAAUAGGAGGCAACAAGGCCUCGCUUGCCCAGCGAUCAAAGUACCAGAUGGAGCCCGACUCUGAAGACGACGAAAUGGAGAAUGAGAUUGAAAACAACUUGGAUCAACUACACACUGCAGCCAAGAGCUUGAACCAGCUGGGUCGCGCAAUGGGUACCGAGGCCGACAAGCAGAAUGAGCACAUUACUCGCAUUACAGGCAAGACGGACAAUGUCGAUGACAAGAUUGCAAGGAACAGGCUCAAGCUGGAUCGUAUCCAUUAAAUUUCUUGUUUCAAGCCUUGUCGAUUAUCUUCGAAAAAUCCAUAUCUUGGAUUGCAUAUGUUAGAUAGUGGAAACGAUUCUUCUCUUUUUCCUACUUUGGAACAGAAAAAAAAAGACAGAGGAAUGGUAGAUAUCAAUUGCAUCUUGGUGUUUGGUCCUGCCAUCAUUUUUUUCCCCAGUGUGCAAACUAACAUUCGUGCAAAAACAUUUCAUUCGGGCAUUUACUAGUCAUCAAUCUCAAGCGUCAUAAACUAAAAACGUCCGCAUCCAAAACUCCAUUUCCCUUCCCCUUUCCAAUCCUCUCUCUCUC
Bipolaris sorokiniana ND90Pr is the source of this 1906-nucleotide messenger RNA. RefSeq lists its product as uncharacterized. Lineage: Eukaryota; Fungi; Ascomycota; Dothideomycetes; Pleosporales; Pleosporaceae. The transcript has 5 exons. Bases 322 to 1596 code for a protein of 424 amino acids. Gene Ontology annotation, molecular function: syntaxin binding; SNAP receptor activity. Gene Ontology annotation, biological process: vesicle fusion; exocytosis. Gene Ontology annotation, cellular component: SNARE complex; plasma membrane. The record is from RefSeq and is a predicted model, not a curated record.